Messenger RNA from Erpetoichthys calabaricus (reedfish), 1174 nucleotides. Its product is annotated as olfactory receptor 1496-like. NCBI's taxonomy places the organism in Eukaryota, Metazoa, Chordata, Cladistia, Polypteriformes, Polypteridae. Gene Ontology annotation, molecular function: olfactory receptor activity; G protein-coupled receptor activity. Gene Ontology annotation, cellular component: membrane. Gene Ontology annotation, biological process: G protein-coupled receptor signaling pathway. The coding region runs from base 159 to 1112 and encodes 317 amino acids. The record is from RefSeq and is a predicted model, not a curated record. The transcript has 2 exons.
CACAUGCUGAGGCAGCUCUACAGUAACUACAGUAACUCCUGUAGUGUGACUAUGAACAAAACCUACAAACUUUAAACAAGAGGAGUAUUGUUGCUAGAACAGCCACUGAACAGAACUGAAACACAGGCUGCAAUUGUGAGGUAAGGAAGUCAGAAAAAAUGAACAACACUACCAUCUCCGUGACUGAUUUUCUCCUGCACUGUGAAGUCAAUGCUGACCAGACAAGCAUGAUCACCAUUUUCCUUACUUUAGUUUAUAUCUUAUCAGUCUGUGGAAAUUUGCUGGUAAUAUUUGUCAUUGUAAGUAACCCUAAACUCCAUGCUCCAAUGUAUAUGUAUAUUGGCACGUUGGCAGUAAUAGACAUGUGUAACAGUACAAUACUCAUUCCAAAAAUGUUGUCACUCCUUAUAUCUAAUGCUACAGAUGUCCCAUAUGGAGCUUGUUUAUUGCAAAUGUAUGUUAUACUCAAUAUGGAAGAGAUGGAAUCUCUUCUGUUGGCCUUUAUGGCAAUUGACCGCUAUGCUGCCGUUGUUCAUCCACUACGAUACAACACAAUUUUUACAAAUAAGACAAUCUGGAUUAUUAUUUUGUUGUUAAAUAUUUUUGCUAUAUUUUUCAACUCUCCAUUUUUAUUUUUUGCCAAUGAGCUUUCUUUUUGCCGUUCCAAUAUCUUGCCUUAUUGUUUUUGCGAUUAUGCCACAAUGGUUCAUGUUGCCUGCACCGAAAAUCCCAAAUACCUUUUUCUUUUAUCCAUUGUAGUAAUUAUCACUGGUGUCUUCCCUUUGCUAUUGAUUCUCUUCUCCUAUGGAAGAAUCGCCUUGGCAGCAUUAAAGAUCACCUCCGCAGAUGGCAGGAAGAAAGUCAUCAGCACUUGCCUCACUCACCUUCUGGUUGUAGGGCUCUUCUAUAUCCCACUUUUGUCUUCAUACAUUUUGCCAGGAGCAGGGGUGCCAAUGUCAACUGAAGUCUACAAUGCAAUGGUUAUAGUUGGCAACGUCUUUCCUCCAAUGAUGAACCCCAUCAUUUACAGUUUUAGAAACAAAGAAAUAAACACUAGCAUAAUCAACCUUUUUGGAAAGAAAAGAACAAUUCCUGAAAUUAAUAAUCAUUAACUGGCAAAUCGUUACUGGUAAAGUGGCACAAAAGAAUUUAUAAUAAAAAAAUCAAGAAGACU